Fraxinus pennsylvanica is the source of this 1221-nucleotide messenger RNA. Lineage: Eukaryota; Viridiplantae; Streptophyta; Magnoliopsida; Lamiales; Oleaceae. The record is from the annotation of a GenBank genome assembly.
AUGGUUAGGGAAAACUCAAGGAAUGACACAGUAGACUCUCUUUUUGUUCCAAAUGAGAAAGCAUGGGAUGUGGAUAAACUUCGAACUCUCUUCAACCCAAGUAUUGUUUCAGAUAUUGGCAAAAUAUAUCUCAGCCAAGAUGAAGGCGAGGACAGAAUGUUCUGGUCUCUUGAAAGAAAUGGCUGCUUUAGUGUGCGUAAUUGCUACAGAAUGAUCUACAAUCAUAUUGGACAACAACUAGCAGGCCCAUCAGAGGGAUCAACUGACAAACUACUGUGGAAAUAUUUGUGGAAGAUGAAAGUGCCGCCUAAAGUAAAAGUUUUUGCGUGGAGAGCAUGCAAAGAUAGGCUCCCCACUGCUCUGAAUUUGGAGAAAAAACAAAUCAUAAGGCAGAGUACUUGUAGCCUUUGUAAUUCGGAAACUGAGGACUUGAAUCAUGCUGUGAUACAUUGUAACAUGCUCAAAGGGGUUUGGACUACUUUCUUCCCUGAACUGGUCAGAAUUAAUUGCAGGUCAAUUAAGGAAAAGGCACUUGAUUUAUAUGUGAGAAAAGAAGUUUCAAAGCUGGAUACCUUCUUCAUGCUGACUUGGAGUUUUUGGUUCAGAGGGAAUAAAUAUGUGAACGAGCAUAUUUGGCUGGAUCCAAGAAAGAAUGCGGAUACUGCGUUGGGUAUGUUAGAAAGUUACAGUAAAGCAAGGAAAACAAAUAACUCUCAGAUCCGAAAACAUUUUAAAUGGAAACCUCUAGAUUUCAAUUUUUUGAAAUUAAAUGUGGAUGGGACAACAUUUAAAGAACUGGAUAAAGCGGGAAUUGGGGCUGUAUUAAGAGAUCAUUCUGGACAGGUGAUUAUGGCGAUGUCCAAAAUUGAAAAUAGUGUUGAAGAGAGUGAAGUGAUUGAACUGUUGGCCAUUUUUAGAGGCAUGCAGUUUUGUGCCAACAUGGGAAUCCAUAACCUUAUGGUUGAAAGUGAUAGUAAGCUGGUCAUUGAAGCACUUCAAACUGAUAGCAUGCUCAAUUCUUCUUUAGGAGUGUUGUACCAUGAAGUGAAACGUCUAGCCACACAGUUUGUUAAUUGUAAAUAUUCCCAUACCUUCAGGGAAUGUAAUAUGGUGGCUCAUAAGCUUGCUAGGUAUGCAAAAUUGGUUGAAGAUGUUAAUGUUUGGUUGGAUAGUAUUCCAGACUAUGUUUAUCAAGCUAAUUGGCUUGAUAUCCGUCUGUAA